Oryzias melastigma (Indian medaka) is the source of this 3385-nucleotide messenger RNA. RefSeq names its product inactive dipeptidyl peptidase 10. Gene Ontology annotation, biological process: proteolysis. The record is from RefSeq and is a predicted model, not a curated record. The coding region runs from base 179 to 2551 and encodes 790 amino acids. Gene Ontology annotation, molecular function: dipeptidyl-peptidase activity; serine-type peptidase activity. The transcript is spliced from 25 exons. NCBI's taxonomy places the organism in Eukaryota, Metazoa, Chordata, Actinopteri, Beloniformes, Adrianichthyidae.
GCAGAGAGGAUGAGAGAAGAGGGGGAGGGAAGGAGGGAGGGGGAGGACCACCAGCCCACCGAGGACAAACUUGCGAGGCGCGCAGCGUGCAGGAGAAGCUCCGCAAAGCCACGGUGCAGCUGCUGGGCUGCGGGUUCUGAGGCUGCAGUCAGGGAGGGGGGUCUUGUUGCGGAUUACAAUGAUUGCCACAACUCAACAGAACAUGACCACGGAGCUGGACCUGGGGAGUUCAGACGGUCCUCCGCGGAAUUGGAAAGGCAUCGGGAUUGCCAUGGUGGUGAUCCUGGCUGUGAUGUCUCUGGUCAUUCUGUCCGUCAUCAUUCUCACACCUGAUGAGUCCCUCUUGUUACGGCAUUCCCAUGUGACCAUGGAUGAUCUGGAGAGCAACAAGUUUAAAGUCCACGAUCCCUGCGUCUCCUGGUUGAAUGAAAAUGAAGUGGCCCUGCGCACCAGGGAGGGGCACGUCCUGACAUUCAGCCUGACCAACAACCUAACCACAACUCUGCUCGACAACAGCUCUCUGGACCUGACCGCUACAACAUUCCAGGUGUCGGCGGAUAAGAUGUUUGUCCUCCUGGCGUAUAACAUUCAGCCGGUGUUUUCUCAGUCCUUCACAGCGUCCUAUGCUAUCUACAAUGUGGCUAAUGGGGAUCUGUUGGAGCUUAAUCCUCCGGAAAGGGAGAAGGCAGAGCUGCAGUAUGCCUCCUGGGGACCACAGGGGAACCAGCUGGCCUUUGUGUUUGAUGGAAAUAUCUACUACAAGCCGAACGUGUCGAGCAAACCUCUGCGACUCACAUCAACCGACAAGCAGCAAAGCAUCGUGCACGGGCUCUCCGACUGGACGUACGAAGAGGAGGUGCUGCUGACGUACCCGGCCAACUGGUGGUCCGUGGACGGCGCUCGGCUUGCGUACCUCAGCAUCAACAACUCUGCAACACCUUUGAUGGAGAUACCUCACUUCAUAGGGGGCCUCUACCCAUCCAACGUGCUGUACCACUAUCCAAAGGCGGGCUCCAGCAUCCCAUCAGUCAGUCUGUUUGUGGUGAAUCUGUACGGUCCGGCUCACACUCUAGAGAUGAUGCCUCCCUUAGAUUCCCUCAGAGCCAGAGACAGCUACAUCUCCAUGGUGACUUGGAUCAGCAGCACCAGACUUGCAGUUCGCUGGCUGAAUCGAGCCCAGAACCAAUCAGUGUUGUGCGUGUGCGAAGCCACCACGGGAGCAUGUUCGGAGAAACACAAACUUGUCAUGGAUAUAAUGCAAAACCAGCGACAGGAUGUGCCACUGUUUACAUCAGACGGCUCACUCUUUUAUACGGUCCUGCCUGCAAAACAAGGCGCUCGCGGAGAGUUCCACCACAUCGCUGGUCUCACAGCACAGACCGCCAUCCCCUCCGUCCCCCCUCGCUUCCUGACAUCGGGGAGCUGGGACGUCAGCUCGCUCUGCGCCUUAGACGAGAAGUCUGGAAAAAUUUAUUUUCUGAGCACGGAGGAAUCAAGGCAAAGCAGACACCUGUACAGUGUGGAUCUGUACGGAGUGUUCCAGCGCCACUGCAUUACCUGCAACCUCAUUGAUGGAUGCAGCUUUUUCAAAGCUGUUUUCAGCCCCAAUCAAACUCAUUUCAUACUCUACUGUUUGGGUCCAGGAAUCCCUAAGGUGACGGUUCACAACACAAAAGAUCCUUCCAGAUAUGUGAUCUUAGAGGAGAACAGCCCUUUGUCUAGAGCCCUAGAGGACAAGAGGCUCCCAGAGACUCUGUUCAGGACACUUUCUGCAGAAAAUCAUGAUCUGCAUCUAAAGCUGUCUCUGCCACAGAAUUAUGAGUCCAACCUGCACCCGCUCCUCGUCAUUGUAGACGGUCUUCCUGGAAGUCAGUCAGUGACGGAGGAGUUCGCGCUCGGCUGGCCUCAGGUCCUCUGCAGCACGCAGGGUGUGGCCUUGGCCUGGGUGGACGGCAGGAGCGGGGUCGGGCGUGGACAAAAGACCAGCGCCCUAGAUCCACGGAAACUUGGCGCGCUGAGAGUUAAAGAUUACCUGGGAGUUGUAGAGUUAUUGAUGCAGCUGCCUUACAUCGAUGACCGGCGGAUAGCCCUUUAUGGAAAGGCGUUUGGAGGUUACCUGACUCUUAAAAUGCUAACUGCCACAGAUAAGCUCUUCCAGUGUGCGGCUGCUGUGGCACCAAUAACCGACUUCAGGCUUUAUAGUGCUGCUUUUUCUGAAAGGUAUCUUGGCCUUCCAGCAAAGGAGGAACAUGCUUAUUCUACUGCCUCUCUUCUGGAGGAAGUUAACAAGCUAAAAGAAGAGAACUUCCUUAUUCUUCAUGGAACUGCAGAUGCCAGGGUACACUUCCAGCACAGCGCUGAGCUCCUGAGCCGCCUGGUGAAGGUGGAGGCCAACUACUCUCUGCAGCUGUACCCAGACGAGGGCCACAUCCUGAGGGAGGCCCGCAGCAUCCAGCACUUCCAGCGCACAGUGGUGAACUACCUCCAUACCUGCCUGAAGCACAGCACCCUUCCAGAUCCUAUAGAGGACGAGGAAGAGGAAGACGACUGAGCUCAGGCCUCCGCCUCGCUUCUUCUGGAUGGACUCUCGAAAAGGACUGUAUGCAAUUAUUUACAAGUUUUCUGGCACAAGAGUAGCAGGGUGGGGGACCAAACGCAGAGGACAUUUCUUUUUAGGAAAGAAAAGAAAAUCUAUGUACUGUAUGAUGUGUUGUGCACAAUAAUUUCUGCAAUUUAACUGAACAUUCAAGGCCUGGUUUGUUUACAAAUGUUUGCAGAAGAUGAUGUGGACAACACAGCCAAUGAUUGGUUUACAAAGAAACAUGCAUGUCGUAAUGGCUGCAUGAUGAUGAUUAUUGCAUUUUGUGUUUCAUCCACGAGGUUUUGAAGAGACGGAUUACCCAACAGCCGGGAACACACUCAAAGACUUUAAGGAAUACCUAACAAUGCAAUGAUGCGGCUCGUUCUUGACUCAGUCAACUAAAGAAUGACCUUCAGUACAAUAUAAACUCUUUUCUUACAAAAAAAAGUGCUUAAGACUGGACUAAAAUCCCAACCUUGGUCCCCAGGGAUCCCAAUGUACCAUCAGAACCAAUUUUACUGUUCUUACAGCGUGUUCCCGGCUUUUAGGAAGUUGAAUCGAGGGAUAAAGAUUACUCUAAAUGUGCCAAAUUCAUUCUGUGAACUUUAUAAACUGCUUUUGUUUGCAUUUUGUGACUAACAAUGAGUAUGCAACUGUUUAUACAAAAAAACUCCAAGUCAGGAGGGACUACAUGAACAUGUCAGUGUCUUUGUGCUGUAUUUGAAAAUGGCAUUUCUGAUUUGACAUCUCACCAUUUAAACCAUAUGUUGUGGAUUGCAGAAAUAAAUUAUUUCUUUGGUCAAA